GAUUACUAAUCUAUGACGUCAUCAGAGACAGUCGUUUUCAAGAUGGCGGCGCUCAUUCAGAACAUGCGACCGUACCUGGUCGUUGGCAAGUCGUGCAGUUUCAGCUGGCCGCCCAAUGUCCUAGCACGCGCAUGCAUGACAAGUGUUCAAGCUAAACCUCCAGCGGAAACAGAACAAGAGAAGAAGCCACUGUACCCACCCGUUGUACCAUCACUUACGUCAAACUCAGAAGAUGCCAAAAAGUACAAGCAAGAGCUGAUUCGGCAAAAAAUUGCCUCACUCUCAUCACCGAAAGACAAGAUCACCGCGCUGCUUCAACCAAGUCGUAAAGCUUACAUGCUGUAUGCCUUGGGACGGCGUUACAACAUCCAUGUCUACCAACAAUGGGUAACGAAGACAACAGUGGUGAAGCAGCUGCCAGAGUCCAUUACAGAUGUACCAUUGGACGACAGAUUUGAGCAGGUCAAGUCACAGGUAAUGGACCUUAUACUACAAGAAAGGCAAUACAUGAAGAGGAAUGAUAAGAAGUGGAGGGAGCCAUACCGCUUUGGUGUCGUGUUUACAAAGGAGCUGGUGCGUCUCCUAACCACUGCUGUGACUGGUGGAAUGCCUCAUCUUGCCACAGCUAACGUAAUCCAUGAUGCCAAGGUGGAGUACUGCUGGCCACUUGCCGAGUACUGGUGUCAGCUGCUAGACCAACCCGACAUCCAGAUCCUCACACACCAUCCAUUACCACAGUAUUGCCCAAUGGACAGUGCUGUGUGUAUUGAUGGUGAAGUUCCUGUCUAUGAGUGGUCUCCUCGUCAUCUUGCCAUUUUUGAGAGGACCAGAAAGCGCACUAUAUUUCCAGGCUUCAAGAUUGAGUCCCCCUUGCAUUGUGGACACACUCAGUUUCGUGUGAUCACCAAGGAAAUCAGCCGUGAGAAGUUUAAUCAGGACCUGCGGAGGGACAAGACUGGAGACCAGC
Molecule: messenger RNA, 967 nt
Organism: Branchiostoma floridae (Florida lancelet)
Lineage: Eukaryota; Metazoa; Chordata; Leptocardii; Amphioxiformes; Branchiostomatidae
Product: 28S ribosomal protein S30, mitochondrial-like
Biological process (GO): translation
Cellular component (GO): mitochondrion; ribosome; mitochondrial large ribosomal subunit
Molecular function (GO): structural constituent of ribosome
Source: RefSeq, a predicted model, not a curated record